AUGGAUAUUGUUAUUUCAAUUGCGUCCAAAAUUGCAGAGUCCUUGGUGACACCAAUAGGCAGAGAGUUUGGCUAUUUGAUUUGCUAUGAUACCAAGAUGAAAGAUCUAAAGUAUCAACUUAAAAAGCUUUUUGAGAUGAAAAAUGGGGUGCAAGAAUUGGUUAAUGCUGCCCAAAGGAAUGGUGAAGUUAUCAACUCUGAUGUUCAAAGUUGGCUAACAAGUGUUAACGAGUUAAUUCAGAAAGUGUCACAUUUUGAGGAAGAAGUCAACAUGGAAAGGCGAUGCUUGUACCGGUGGAACAUAAGUAGGAAAGCCACUAAGAUUACACAAGAUGUUCGUCAUCUCCAAAAAGAAGGAACAUUCAAUAACGUUGCCCAUCCUGCACCUCCACCAAUGAUAUCGUUAGCAUUCAAAGAAGGUUUUAAGGAUUUUAAAUCCAGAAUGACAUGUGUGAAUAGGGUGCUUGAGGUUUUGAAGAAUGAAGAAGUUAGAGUGAUUGGGAUUUGUGGUAUGGGGGGUGUGGGUAAAACCACAAUGGUGAAAGAAAUCAUCAAAAGGUUGGAAGGAUUGAAAGUAUUCGAUAAUAUUGUGAUGGCAGUUGUGUCCCAAAGCCCAAGCAUUCAGAAGAUUCAAUCAGAAAUUGCAGAGGAGCUGGGGUUUAAAUAUGAUGAGAAUACUGAAAGUGGAAGAGCACGAAGGCUCCACAGAAGACUCAUGGAAAUAAAUAGCAUCCUAAUUGUAUUAGAUGAUGUGUGGACAGAGCUUGAUUUUGAGGCUAUAGGACUUCCUUCUGGACUUUCUCAUAAAGGGUGCAAAGUUUUGUUGACCUCAAGAAACUUGGAAGUGUGCAACGCAAUGGGAAGUCAAGAAAUUUUUACACUCCCAAUUUUAACAGCAGAAGAAUCAUGGGAACUCUUCCGUGAAAUGGUAGGUAAACCCUUGGACUAUCCUGAUUUGGCAAAACAAGUCAUGAAUGAGUGUGGAGGUUUACCUAUUGCUAUUAUAACUGUUGCGAAAGCACUAGAAAAUAAGAGGAAGCAUGAAUGGGUUGAUGCACUCAAACAACUACAAAGUUCAGCUCCUGGAAGCAUCUCUUCGAUGAAUGACAGAGUUUAUUCAAACAUACAAUGGAGUUAUGAUAGAUUGGAGAGUGAUGAAGCGAAGUCAUGCCUUUUGCUUUGUUGUUUAUUUCCUGAAGAUUAUGAUAUUCCAAUUGAGUAUUUGGUUAGAUAUGGAUGGGGUCGAGGGUAUUUUAGUAACACUGAUUUCGUGGAAGAAGCAAGAAAUAGAGUGCAUUCUUUGGUUGACAAACUUCAAAGAAGGUUUUUAUUGCUAGAUAGCAAAUUGAAAGACCAUACCAAGAUGCAUGACAUAGUUCGUGAUGUUGCCAUACAAAUUGCCUCAAGAUAUCCACAUAGAUUUCUAAUAAGAUGUGAUGCUGAAAAGAAAGGGUGGCCAAAGAUAUACGACCAUUACACAACAAUGUCACUGAUACCAAUAAAUAUUGAUGAAAUCCCAGUUGGUCUGGAGUGCCCAAAACUUGAGCUUCUACACUUAGAAGGCAAAUGUUAUUCGGAAAAUAGCAUGGACAUCAUGUGUAAAGGGAUGAAAGAGCUCAAGGUUUUAGGCAUGGGUGGGAUAUCAGCCUUGCCAAGUUCACAAGGACUACUGAAGAGCCUUCGAACCUUGUCCCUAAAUGGUUGUCGUUAUUUAACAGAUAUAUCUAAUGUUAUUGGAAGAUUAGAAAAUUUAGAGAUCCUCAGCUUUCGUGAAUGCAUUAACAUCUUAGAGCUGCCGAGGGAAAUUGGACUUCUUAAACAUUUAAAGUUGUUAGAUAUUACGGAUUGUAUUCGUCUUCAGAAGAUUCCACAUGGUCUCUUAUCGAGCUUAUCUAGUCUUGAAGAGUUGUAUAUGGAAAAUAGUUUUCGCAAAUGGGAACGAUCAGCAGCAGAAAGCAAAGAUAAGAGGAUGGCAAGCCUUGUUGAGGUGAUGUCUUUGUCUAAUCAUUUGAAGGUUUUAGUCAUGUAUAUUCCCAAUUUCAACUUCUUUCCAAAAGACUUUUACUUGACAAUCCAGACAGCAAUAAGAUUCCACAUAUCCAAUAGAUUGUGUCCCACAGGUUUUAGGAUUGAAAGUAACGGAUGUUAUGCAUUCGAAAAUAAGUUGGAUAUUGUUGACAGUGAUGCAACGGAAUUCAUGGAGAUUCAACUCUUAUUUAAGAAAUGUGAAGAUUUAAUCUUGGGAAGGAUUAAGAAUUUAAAGUAUGUCCUCAAUGAAUUAGACCAAGAGGGACUGCAACACUUAAAAGUUUUAACAAUUUGGGACUGCAGUGAGAUAGAAUACCUUGUAAAUGGAGCAAGUUGGACUCAACAAACAGCCUUCCCUCUCAUCCAGUCAAUCCAACUCAUGUGGAUUCCCAAGCUAAAAGCAAUAUGCCACGGCCAACUUCCACAGAGCUCUUUUAUCAACUUAAGAUCUCUUGAAUUAUAUGAUUGCCCUGUUUUAAAAUAUGUCUUUUCUCUAUCAGUAGCAAGCAACUUGGUUCAACUUCAAAGCUUAAAUGUUGACCGGUGUCGCCAAAUGAAAGAAAUUGUCUCAAAGGAGUGGAGGGAACAUGAGACGGCAUUGGACAUCAUAGCUUUCCCUAAAUUAACAAAUUUGACACUCCAAGGUCUACAUAAUUUCGUUGGUUUCUACGAAGUCAACAAGCUAUACUCCAACUAUGAGGUAACAACACCCAAGGAUGAAAAUGUGGUAGGAACUUCAUAUGAUGAGCAUCAAUCUUCUAGAAGCUUUGAAAGAGCGGUAUUUCCAUCAAAGUGCAUUUUAUGGUUACAAAAUCUAGAAGAAGUGAAACUAAAAUUUGACGAUGGCAUUGUAGAUGUGUUAUUUGAUCUGAAUGGCCAUAUGGUUACGGAUGGGCCAGCACUUUCUCAUUUACGAAAAUUGGAGAUUUUAUUGGCUUUUGCAUGUCAACACCUUUGGAAGAACAUUCCGCGUGGAUUCCAGGGCUUCCAAAACUUAAGACAUUUCAAAAUAAAUUAUGGUAUUGAUCUCCAAUAUGUGUUCCCACAUUCAAUUGCCAAGCUCCUUGUAAAUCUUGAAGAGCUCAACAUAGCAGAAUGCUGGAACAUGGUAACUAUAGUCAGAUCCGCAGAUGAAAAUGAAAAGGAGGAUCAGACGGGCAUGACUUUGUUUCCCAAACUAAAUAGUUUUGAUCUAGACGGGCUUCCCAAACUGAAGACAUUGGCUUCAGUAAUUCCACAAAUAAAAAAGUUGGAGAAAGAUUCAACAGCUCAUCACGAAGACGAAGACGAAGGUAUUUCAUCAGGAUCUUGUGGAUGUACACCUUAUUCAUGUGGCCCAAUGACCAAACCUACUUCAAGAACAAAUAUUGUUCAAAUAUUGCCACGUCCAGUCAAUCAAGAGGUUGCCCCAACAAAUCUUGAUCAAGACUCAAAUGAUUAUGAUAAUCUAGAACGUCUUUCUAUACUAUCCUGUAAGUCACUGGAAGUUGUUUUCCAACUCAAGGGAUCGAAGGCUGUGGAAAGCCAUAACAUUCAAGCAUUCAAUAAGUUGUGUUACUUGUCGUUAUACAAAUUGCCAAGUUUGAUGCACGUAUGGGAAACAGGCGGUUCACAACAUAUCACGGGCUUCGGAAACUUGACAUUCUUAAGUGUAUCCCACUGUGGCAGUUUACGAUAUUUGUUCUUGUCAACUGUAGCCAAGCUCCUUGUCAGUUUAAAGGACUUAAAAGUUGGGAAUUGUAAGAAGAUUAAACAAGUUAUUGCAAAAGCAGACACUGAAUGUGCUGAUCAGGAAAUUACAUUUCCUCAACUGAAUUCCAUGACGCUUGAAGAUCUACCAAACUUCAUUUGUUUCUCUGCUGAAGCUUUUACUUUGAAGUUGCCAUCUUUGAUGAAAUUGAAGGUUAUAAGAUGUCCAUACUUAAGAACAUUUGCUUCCAAGGUUGUCAACACACAUUCUAGAAUCCAAGUACACACAGAGUUGGGACAGUCUGAGUGGAUGGGGGACCUCAAUAGCACUAUAGGGAACUUUCACAAAAAAUGGUAUGCUCCUGGAUGUUUACUGCUUUUUAGUCAGUAA
Prunus armeniaca (apricot) is the source of this 4107-nucleotide messenger RNA. Lineage: Eukaryota; Viridiplantae; Streptophyta; Magnoliopsida; Rosales; Rosaceae. The record is from the annotation of a GenBank genome assembly.